Asterias rubens (European starfish) is the source of this 1571-nucleotide messenger RNA. RefSeq lists its product as uncharacterized. The record is from RefSeq and is a predicted model, not a curated record. Lineage: Eukaryota; Metazoa; Echinodermata; Asteroidea; Forcipulatida; Asteriidae. The coding region runs from base 273 to 1496 and encodes 407 amino acids. The transcript has 2 exons.
GCGCUAGAUUAAAGCUUGAAGUAUUACUGACAAAUAACAUACAUAACUCAUUCAUUCGUAGUACAUUUACAUCACAUAUGCAUGUAGCUUUUAAUACAAGUACUUCAUGUUGUUAAGAAAGUGACAUUAUUUAAUAAAUGCUAUUCUGCCACGAAAGUUAUAUACAAUUAUAGUUGCAGUUGUAGCAGGUCGUUCACAAAGUUAGGCAUUCGGCAUUAAACUUGGUCUCGGUUUCAAGACCUUCAUAUGGAUUUUUCCCCAGCCUCGCUACCAUGGACAGCGCGCGGUAUCGUUUGAUAGCUGUGCGUAAGUCUAGUCUAGCUACCAUCGGCAGCGCGCCAUAUCGCUCUAUAGCUGUGCGUAAGUCUAGUCUAGCUACCAUCGACAGCGCGCCGUAUCGCUCGAUAGCUGUGCGUAAGUCUAUUCCAGCUACCAUCGGCAGCGCGCCAUAUCGCUCUAUAGCUGUGCGUAAGUCUAUUCUAGCUACCAUCGACAGCGCGCCGUAUCGCUCGAUAGCUGGUAAGUCUAGUCUAGCUACCAUCGGCAGCGCGCCGUAUCACUCUAUAGCUGUGCAUAAGUCUAUUCCAGCUACCAUCGACAGCGCGCCGUAUCGCUCGAUAGCUGUGCGUAAGUCUAUUCCAGCUACCAUCGGCAGCGCGCCAUAUCGCUCUAUAGCUGUGCGUAAGUCUAUUCUAGCUACCAUCGACAGCGCGCCGUAUCCCUCUAUAGCUGUGCGUAAGUCUAUUCCAGCUACCAUCGGCAGCACGCCGUAUCGCUCGAUAGCUGUGCGUAAGUCUAUUCCAGCUACCAUCGGCAGCGCGCCGUAUCCCUCUAUAGCUGUGCGUAAGUCUAUUCCAGCUACCAUCGGCAGCACGCCGUAUCGCUCGAUAGCUGUGCGUAAGUCUAUUCCAGCUACCAUCGACAGCGCGCCGUAUCCCUCUAUAGCUGUGCGUAAGUCUAUUCCAGCUACCAUCGGCAGCACGCCGUAUCGCUCGAUAGCUGUGCGUAAGUCUAUUCCAGCUACCAUCGGCAGCGCGCCAUAUCGCUCUAUAGCUGUGCGUAAGUCUAUUCCAGCUACCAUCGGCAGCACGCCGUAUCGCUCGAUAGCUGUGCGUAAGUCUAUUCCAGCUACCAUCGGCAGCGCGCCAUAUCGCUCUAUAGCUGUGCGUAAGUCUAGUCUAGCUACCAUCGGCAGCGCGCCGUAUCGCUCGAUAGCUGUGCAUAAGUCUAGUCCAGCUACCAUCGGCAGCGCGUCGUAUCACUCUAUAGCUGUGCAUAAGUCUAUUCCAGCUACCAUCAACAGCGCGCCGUAUCCCUCUAUAGCUGUGCGUAAGUCUAUUCUAGCUACCAUCGGCAGCACGCCGUAUCGCUCCAUAGUUGUGCGUAAGCCUAGUCUAGCUACCAUGGGCAGGGCGCCGAAUCGCCCGCUAGCUUUGCGCAAGUCCUUCCCACACAGAUCCUUGCCAUCUCCUUGGUCACUUGGCCAUGGUACUUAACCAAGACACUUUACCAUUGCUUCAUCCUCAGGAUGGGACGUAAAGCUGUUGGUCCCAUGUCUUGUGUAACGCAUG